Miniopterus natalensis is the source of this 3077-nucleotide messenger RNA. It is a transcript of the gene PTPRR, whose product is annotated as protein tyrosine phosphatase receptor type R. The record is from RefSeq and is a predicted model, not a curated record. Gene Ontology annotation, biological process: signal transduction; protein dephosphorylation. Gene Ontology annotation, cellular component: plasma membrane; cytosol; cell junction. Lineage: Eukaryota; Metazoa; Chordata; Mammalia; Chiroptera; Miniopteridae. Gene Ontology annotation, molecular function: protein tyrosine phosphatase activity; protein kinase binding.
CAGCAUGCGGGGGGCGCUGGGCUUCCCGGCGCUGUGCCUGCUCCUCGGUCUGCGCGCCGCAGGGUGCUUUUCAGGAAAUAAUGACCACUUUUUGGCAAUUCAUCAUAAAAAGAGUGGGAAGCCAGCAUUCCUUUAUCACCAUUCACAAGAUAUUGAGAAGAGUCUGGAUAUAGCUCCACAAAAGAUAUAUAAACAUUCCUCUUCUGAAGCUCAAAUAAGCAAAAACCACCAAGUUGUUAAUUCAGCAUUUCUUAGACCCGCGUAUGAUCCAUCUCUCAAUCUGUUGGCCGUGGCUGGUCAAGAUCUUGAAGUUGAAAACCUUCCAAUUCCUGCAGCAAAUGUAAUUGUGGUGACACUGCAAAUGGACAUCAACAAGUUGAACAUCACCUUGCUUCGAAUAUUCCGCCAGGGGGUGGCGUCAGCUUUAGGACUCUUACCCCAGCAAGUGCACAUCAAUCGCCUCAUUGGAAAGAAGAACAGCGUGGAACUCUUCGUGUCUCCCAUAAAUCGAAAAGGAGGAAUUGCUGAUGCCCUGCCAUCUGAGGAAGUGCUGCGUUCACUUAAUACCAAUGUUUUGCAUCAGAGUUUAUCCCAAUUUGGAGUUACAGACAUCUCCCCUGAGGAAAAUGUUUUACGAGGGCAGCGUGAAGCCGACAAGAUCUGGAGCAAAGAAGGAUUCUAUGCCGUUGUCAUCUUUCUCAGCAUCUUUGUGAUUGUAGUAACGUGUUUGAUGAUUCUUUACAAAUUAAAAGAAAAGUUUCAGCUGUCUCUGAGACAAGAUAAAGAGAAACAGCAGGAGAUCCACCUGUCACCCCUCGCGUUACAGCCGGCACAGUCUGAGGCUAAGCCAGUCAACAGCAUGGUCCAGCCUGAGCAGGCGCCCAAGGUGCUGAGUGUGGUCGUGGACCCUCAAGGUCGAUACGCUCCUGAGAUCAAAGCUUCCACCUCUGUCUGCCCUUCUCCUUUCAAAAUGAAACCCAUAGGACUUCAAGAGAGACGAGGGUCCAACGUAUCUCUUACAUUGGACAUGAGUAGCCUGGGGAGUGUGGAACCCUUUGUGGCUGUACCAACACCACGGGAGAAGGUAGCAAUGGAGUAUCUGCAGUCAGCCAGCCGAAUUCUCACGAGGUCACAGCUGAGGGACGUCGUGGCAAGUUCACAUUUACUCCAAAGUGAAUUCAUGGAAAUACCAAUGAACUUCGUGGAUCCCAAAGAAAUUGACAUUCCACGUCAUGGAACAAAAAAUCGCUAUAAGACCAUUUUGCCAAAUCCCCUCAGCCGAGUGUGUUUAAGACCAAAACAUGUCACUGAUUCUUUGAGCACUUACAUUAAUGCUAAUUAUAUUAGGGGCUACGGUGGCGAAGAGAAAGCGUUCAUCGCCACGCAGGGCCCCAUGAUCAACACCGUGAAUGAUUUCUGGCAGAUGGUUUGGCAGGAAGAUAGUCCCGUGAUUGUUAUGAUCACAAAACUCAAAGAAAAAAAUGAGAAAUGUGUGCUGUACUGGCCCGAAAAGAGAGGAAUAUAUGGGAAAGUCGAGGUUCUGGUUAUCAAUGUAAACGAAUGUGAUAGCUAUACUGUUCGAAACCUUGUCUUAAAGCAAGGAAGUCACACCCAACAUGUGAAGCAUUACUGGUACACUUCGUGGCCCGAUCACAAGACUCCAGACAGUGCCCAACCCCUUCUGCAGCUCAUGCUGGAUGUAGAAGAAGACAGACUCGCUUCUGCAGGCCGAGGGCCUGUGGUUGUCCACUGCAGCGCAGGGAUAGGUAGAACGGGGUGUUUUAUUGCUACGUCCAUUGGCUGUCGACAGUUGAAAGAAGAAGGAGUUGUCAACCCACUGAGCAUUGUCUGCCAGCUUCGUGUAGACAGGGGUGGAAUGGUCCAAACCAGCGAGCAGUAUGAGUUUGUGCACCACGCCCUGUGCCUGUAUGAGAGCAGACUUUCGGCAGAAACCGUCCAGUGAUUCUCUGAAGAUUUACCAGACCGUCAAUCUCCAGGGGUGACUAAUCAGUUACCCACUUGAGGCUUCUAGAAGCUUCCAACAAUGAAAGGAAAGUGAAGCCCGACGUCAAGCUGCGGCAUGGCCUGUGGAAGGUGGCAACAUAGUAAAGCUUGCCAGCCCCUGUGUAUGUGAAUGAGUUUGUGAGCAUCUCCUGCGUCAUGUUGAAGGUCCUAUACUGUUGGAGGAACGAUAGACUUCUCACACUGCUGAGGAUUUCGUUUUGUCUGUAUUGAUGAUCUGCCACACAGAAUGUGUGUGAAGCACUCAGUGGUGCAUGUCAUCACAUGAUGACCCGAAGGAGCUGCUGAAGAAAUUAUUAUUGUGUGUUUAGAUGCUUUAAUGUCUGCAAAAUCUGUCUUGUGAAUGGACUGUCAGCUGUUAAACUGUUCCUUUUUAAGUGCUAUUAUCUUUCUCAGUUACCACAAUCUUGCCGCUGAAGUUGCAAGUGAUUGAUAAAGGAUUUUUAACAAAGAAGUCCUUGUUUUUGAAAAUAAAAAUAAAUAAAUCAAAGCAGUAACUAUUUUAUAUGGAAAUGUGUCUUGAUGAUAUUACCUAUGAAAUGUGUAUUUAUCAGUACCUCCUAUCCAUCAAUUACAGAGCACAAUGACUGUCGUUGGGUGUCUAUGUAUCUAUUCUCUAUUAUUGGGCACAGAGGUGGUUUCUGCUCCAGAACUCUGUUCACUGUGUUUCUAUAUUGUGAGUCUCUUUACUGUAAAAGGGGAAAACAAAUUUGUAGCAACUCUGACAUACCAAGAAUUUUAGAUAUUUGUCUGUCUUUUACUAAGGAGUUUUUGAGUAUGCUGUCUGCCUAGACUCUCUUGCCCAAUAAAAGGCAGUUGCUUUGGGGAAUGAUGUCAUAUGUCACAUGUCCAGAAGUUCUUCUAAAGGAUGCUGCCAUGGGUAUCCCUACAUUUCUGAAAGGUUUUAAUCUUCGAGAGACAAGUAAAGCUAAAAACAACAACAAAACAAAAAACUACACUCAGCAAACACUAGCUGUUCUGCUCAAAUAUGAAUUUUUAAUGCAGCUAUGUUGACUUUGUUUCAUACUGCCAAUAAACGACUCUUAAUACUAAAU